AUGAAUCUUCAACAUGUUAACUCAGACUAGGCACCAGAUGAUCAACAUUCUAAUAACAAUGAUGAGUCUUUAAGGAAAAAACAAGAGCAAGAUAAAAAACUCUUUAGAUAGCAAUUACAAAUUUUCAUAGUGGUUUACAUUAACUAUUCAUGCAUUCACAUCUACAGAGAGUUCUGGUCUAUGAGUAAGAAGUCACUGUUAAGUUAAGAUCCAGAGCUAUAAGAAUCAACUCUUGCUAAUUUUGAUACAACCUAUUUAUUUGUAUACUCAGUCUCCACAUUCAUCGGCGGUGUAGUUGGAGAUAUUUAUGAUCUCAGAAAACUGUUGAGUUUUUCAUUGGCAAUGCUAAGUCUCUGCUACUCACUACUUGGAAUAGGGGGCUACAUGAAUAUCAAGUUUGAACUAUAUUACUAUUGCGUGUUUAUCCUUAUUGGAAUAUUUUCAUCACCGUUGUUUCCUUCAAUAAUACAUUUGCUUGGUAAUUGGUUCUCCAAGUAGCAUAGAGGACUAGUACUGGGACUCUGGGCAACUUGUGCUAAUAUAGGGAACAUCAUUGGUAUAUAAUUAGCAGCUUCUUUAAUCAAAAUUUAUAAUAAUCAAUGGGGCUAUCUACUUUUUACCGCAGCCAUGUUAAUCCUCUUUUGCUCGAUGAUGACUAUGAGUCUUGUAAACUCCUUUCCAGAAGAUGCAGGUCUACAUUUAGAAGAAUUAACAGAUGCAGAAAAAUAAGACACUAUCAAAAAUCAAUUGGAACACUUAAGAAGUAGUCAUGUUAAGCAGAAUAGUGAUGAAUUGAACAAAUUUGAAAAUGAAGAUGAGCCUGAUAGCUAACUGUCAACCUAGCUAGACACUUCAUAAAUACAUACUAGAGUAACAUUUUGGAAAGCAUGGCUAAUACCAAGAGUGUUCAUCUAUGCUUCAACUUUAUUUUGCAUUAAAUUGGCUGUAAACUCUAUGCUGCUUUGGCUACCCCUACUAUUAAAGGAAUAUUUGGGCUAUACAGUUCAUUAAAUUGCUAAUCUCUCAUCUUUCUUUGAUACAGGGGCCAUAUUUGGUAGUUUUAUACUCGGUUACAUUUCAGAUAAACUAUAUUCUAAAAGGUCACCUAUUGCUUUUGUAGCUGUUUUGGCAGCUGCCUUUAUUAGUCUAACUAUAUAGACAAAUAUCAAGAUUUUAAGCCAGAUUUAGUUUGCUAGUUUGAUGUUCUUCUUUGGGUUUAUUAUAAGUGGUCUCAAUAAUAUUAUUUCUGCAUCCUGUGCUGCUGAUAUUGGUAAGUAGCAGGCACUUCAGAAUAAUGAGAGAUCAAAUAUGGAUGGGAUGUUUUUAUGA
Molecule: messenger RNA, 1329 nt
Organism: Stylonychia lemnae
Lineage: Eukaryota; Ciliophora; Spirotrichea; Sporadotrichida; Oxytrichidae
Source: the annotation of a GenBank genome assembly